CACCAACAUACAAGGCGUACGCUGUCAUGCUUGGAGGCACACGCUCUACGGGCCACAGGCAGUAUAUCCGGCGUCGAGGGCAGAAGCACGAGAUAUCGAACCGGGGCAACGGCUCGGUGGCGUCGGUGAGGUUGUUGGUGCUGUGUGCGGCCCUGGCAUCAGCAAUAGGUGGCGGUGGGCAAGGGCGAGUCACGGCGAUCAGCAGCGGUCACAGACCGGGCUUUCUGGGCCUGGGCUUUGGGAGGGAGAAGGCCUCAGCUGUUCCUGAGCCGCUAUCCCUGGGAGACAGGGUUCGGAGGUUCGGGGAGCGUGUUCGUACAGGAGGUGAUACCGGGUUGGCAACAGGUAACGGUGGUGGUAGCGCUAACGGUGGAGCGAAAGCUGGAGCUAAAGCGAUGGCAGCCGCUCAAGUUCGAAGCGAGGGCCAACAGACGCCGACAGACAGAUCCAAUGGGAGAAAUAGCUUCAUUGCGGGAGGCCUAGCGGGCUCUAUUUCCACGACAAUCACCUGCCCGAUAGAGGCGACACAUGUGGUGAAGACUCAGCUCCAAGGGUCGGCCGUGAAGCACGGCAGCAACGCUUUCUCGAUUGCCAGCUCCAUCUUCAAGAGCGAUGGGCCGCGAGGCUUUUUCCGCGGUCUGCCGCCCGGGCUGGCGGGGAUCAUCCCCGCGCGCUCGACCUACUUCUUCGCGUACUCCAGGAGCAAGGAUUUCUGGACGAACAACGCUCGCCUGGGAGACCGGCAUCGGGACCUCACGGAGGUUCUUUGCGGGGUUACGGCGGGCGUGGUGCAGAAUACCAUCACAAACCCGAUCUGGAUGGUCAAGACCCGAAUGCAGUCCAUGGCAGGCUCUGCCACAGCCCCUUCAAAUAGUUUGAGGGCCAUCAUCGUCCGCACAUGCCUUGGGACCCUUGGGUUUAUAGAUUGCCACCCGUUGCCUGUCGUGUGGACGUUGUUGACCCGCCUCGCCCGAGGACAGCUCCUGGCGGACACGGCUACUGGCCAGGUAGCCUACGGAGGUUACAAGGAGGCGAUUGGGGCUAUCUACAGGGACGAGGGGGUAAGGGGGUUCUACAAGGGCAUGUCGGCGUCCUACUGGGGGUGCAGCGAGGGGUGCCUGUACUUCGUGCUCUACGAGCGAAUUAAGAGACGCUUGCGCCGGCACCAGAACGAGGAGCGAGCGGAGAAGGGCCUUCCGCCGACGGACUCGCUGCCUCCGGCCUACCUGUUCGCGUCCUCGGCGUUCUCCAAGAUGUGCGCCACGAUCGCCACCUACCCGCACGAGGUCAUGCGCACCAGGCUAAGGGAGCAGGCACGAAAUGGGGUGUACAAGUACACGGGAAUGUGGCAAUCUUUGGUCCUAGUAGCGAAGGAGGAGGGGAGGAGAGGCCUUUACGCGGGCAUGGGAACGCACGUCGCCAGAGUGGUGCCGAACAUGGCCAUUAUGAUGUUGUCGUAUGAGUUGAUCUCGGACUGGUUGCGACGGCGAGACGAGAAGAACGCGCAGGGCUUGAACAACCUCCUCAAGAGCCCGGCGGCAUGACACCGCCCGUUGGGUUGUAGUAUCGUUAGGGUCUGGGUAUGCCGUAGACGCGACAUCGAAGCAAGUUUGUAUGUUGAUCGCGUUAGUUAUUGGACUGAUUGAUAGCAUGGCCAAGCUGCUUGAGCUUGAUAUUUUGGAUCGGCAACGUCAACCUGGCAUUUUGAGAGUGUAGACCAUCAGCUUGGUAGCUCGCCGUUUUUUUUAGGCAUGUCUAACCGGCUGCCCUACGAGUCAAUGAUUUCGAACAAUUGAAGGGCGAAUUUUUUAAUGUUUUUUUUUGCUGUGUUCGCGCGUGU
Molecule: messenger RNA, 1840 nt
Organism: Ectocarpus sp. CCAP 1310/34
Lineage: Eukaryota; Phaeophyceae; Ectocarpales; Ectocarpaceae
Source: the annotation of a GenBank genome assembly